AUAUUUAUACCUUUUCCUUUAUAUAUUUGAAAAGUUUAUGAGAGGGGGUUGGCAAUGCCUUGUGACAGCUCACACAUGGGGUCCUUUACAACACUGUACAAAUCAUAAUCCAACUAAGCUAUGCUCUCUCUCUCAUUUAGACAGACCUAUGGCCUAUUCAACCUAUGGACUAUUGGUAUUGAAGACGGCAUUUAUUUCACCUAUCAAUUACACAUAACUUUCAACCUCACUAUCAGUUACACGUACCUUUAGUUAUGAGCGAAGAAGAAGCCAAGAAAGUGGAAACCGCUGAAGCUGUUGCGGAGGAGAAAGCCAUCGUAUUAUCUACUCUACCUCCUUCGGAAGACAAAUCCGAUGAUUCCAAAGCUCUUGCCAUCGUUGAACCCGAAUCUAAAGCGCUAGUACCUGUUGAGAAGAAGGGAUCUAUUGACAGAGAUGCAGCUCUUGCACUAUUAACGACAGAGAAAAGAUUGUCGCUAAUCAAAGCAUGGGAAGUAAGUGAGAAAUCAAAAGCUGAAAACAAAGCUCAGAAAAAGAUAUCUGAAAUUCUUGCAUGGGAGAACAGCAAGAAAGCAAGCUUGGAGGCUGAUCUAAAAAUGACUGAGGAGCAAUUGUUGAAAAAGAAGGCGGAGUACAUUGAGAAAAUGAAAAAUAAGAUUGCUCGACUCCACAAGUCAGCAGAAGAAAAAAGAGCAAUAAUUGAAGCUAAACGUGGAGAAGAUCUUCUUAAUGCAGAGGAGAUAGCCGCAAAAUGCUGUGCCACUGGAACUUCUCCAAAGAAACCGCUCCUUGGAUGUUUUUGAAGUGGAAACUACCAGAUCUGCAUCACUGGUUAUAAAAGUUUGUGGAUUGGAGAUUUCUUUGCAUUAGAAACAUUGUGUGAUUAUGCCUUGUGGAAUCAAUUGCUUUCGUUUUUAUGAGUGCAUAAUGAUUCGAGUGUAUAUAGAACACCGGAGAAAAUUAACUCUGGAAUUGUAUUGAAAAAGCUUGAAAGAAACCUACCAUAUUAGCAAUG
Capsicum annuum is the source of this 1015-nucleotide messenger RNA. RefSeq names its product remorin. The record is from RefSeq and is a predicted model, not a curated record. The coding region runs from base 255 to 803 and encodes 182 amino acids. Lineage: Eukaryota; Viridiplantae; Streptophyta; Magnoliopsida; Solanales; Solanaceae. The transcript is spliced from 5 exons.